Molecule: messenger RNA, 435 nt
Organism: Macrosiphum euphorbiae (potato aphid)
Lineage: Eukaryota; Metazoa; Arthropoda; Insecta; Hemiptera; Aphididae
Source: the annotation of a GenBank genome assembly
AUGGAGGCAUUACCUGCGAGAGAUUCUUCGAAUGGAUUGACUUAUACUUAUAAAUUAUGCCCGGGAGCAACGGAUAUUGAUGACUAUGGAUUAACCUUGGCUAGAGAUGUAAAAAUGCCAGAACAUUUAAUUGAACAUGCUGCAGAAAUUGGAAAGUGUCUACGUCAAACAAGAACAGCGUUACCAGAAAAUCCAUCAAAUGAAGCAGACCUAAUUUUGGAUACUUGUAUUCAAAAGCUGUUAAGUAUGAAAGAUACAGAAUGUCUCGAUAUAUCCAACUUUCAGUUGGUAGUAUCAGAAAUGAUGAAUAAUUUAAAAGAAAAUAGAAGAAAAAAUAUUGACCCAUGGAUGGAAUCUUUGGACUCCGAUGAAGAAAUGUAUUCGCAAAGAUUAAGUGAUUAUAACACAACAUCGUCAACAAAUAAUUCUACAUAA